Molecule: messenger RNA, 496 nt
Organism: Emericellopsis atlantica
Lineage: Eukaryota; Fungi; Ascomycota; Sordariomycetes; Hypocreales; Bionectriaceae
Product: VMA21-like domain-containing protein
Exons: 4
Coding region: 102-413 (103 amino acids)
Biological process (GO): vacuolar proton-transporting V-type ATPase complex assembly
Cellular component (GO): endoplasmic reticulum membrane
Source: RefSeq, a predicted model, not a curated record
CCUCAGCACAUGAUCGUACAAGCUAAUACCUCUGCUACAGCUUGAUCUGCGGAUACAUCCUGCACUGCUCUGGGACCACCACCUACACACACACGCACACAAUGGCGACCCGCCGCAUCGUCAACUCGGAGCGGACCGUGCUCAAGAAGGAUGACAACGGCCCAGAGGAAAAGUCCGACAUUGCUCCGGCCGUUCCCAAGGACGUGAUCUACAAGUUACUCGGCUUCACGCUGGCCAUGGUUGUUCUUCCCAUUGGGUCCUACUUUGCUACUGUCAACACCGUGUUCAACGGCAACGCCUCGUACGCGGGAGGAUUGGCUGCGGUUCUGGCCAACGUGGUCCUGAUAUGGUACAUUAUCGUCGCUAUGAACGAGGAUCAAUCGGAUAGAACGGAAACGAAAAAAGACAAGUGAGCACCAAUCUUCACAUUUGUGCUAGUCAAGAAUGCAAGACUCUUUGUUCAAAGCACGCUCGUCAUGCAUGCAGUGAUUUAUUC